This is a messenger RNA of Pseudonaja textilis, 3825 nucleotides long. Lineage: Eukaryota; Metazoa; Chordata; Lepidosauria; Squamata; Elapidae. The record is from RefSeq and is a predicted model, not a curated record.
AUGCAGGUUGUCCUCCUGGGCCAGAGUUAUUUCUGGAUUUCUUGCCUUGUGCUUGCAGGUUUCAUCACUUUGCAGGUGUGCGGUCAAGUUUCCCAUUUCCAUUGUGAUACCUCUGCUGCGACUGAUAUUAUCCUGCUGGUGGAUGGAUCUUGGAGUAUCGGACGCAACAAUUUUGGACUCAUUCGAGAAUUCCUGGCAUCUUUGCUGGCACCUUUCAAUAUUGCUGAAGAUAAGAUCAGAGUAGGUUUGUCCCAAUACAGCAGUGACCCACGGACAGAAUGGGAUCUGAAUACGUAUUCCACCUGGGAACAGGUGUCCAAAGCCAUUCGGAAUUUGCGCUACAAAGGAGGGAACACUUUUACAGGAUUGGCGCUUACACAUGUCCUAGAGCACAACCUGAAAGAAGAAGUGGGUGCGAGGCCUGAAGCUUCUAAACUCCUCAUCCUUUUGACCGAUGGCAAAUCUCAGGAUGAUGCCAGCCCACCUGCCCAGACUUUGAAGAAUAUGGGAAUCAAGAUAUUCGCUGUGGGGGUAAAAAACGCUGAUGAAACAGAGCUGCGCCAAGUGGCCUCCGAACCCCUUGAGAUGACCGUCUACAAUGUGGUGGAUUUUCCUCUGCUCCGUUCUCUGGUCAGCCGGCUCACAUGGCUCUUAUGUGCUUGGAUCAAGGAGAAGAACCAGAAGAAUAUAGGGGAUCCAAUGAAAACCAUGUCAGCGAAAUCCGGAGUCCACUUGAGCCCAACCAAUCUCCUCUUAAAAGAAGUUACUUCCAGAAGUAUGCACCUCAUCUGGAACCCACCACUCAUAACACCCCAGAGAUACAGAGUGGUCUAUUACCCAUCGCGAGGUGGAAUUCCCAAGGAGGUUGCUCUGGAUGGAGCCACCUCGAGUGUGGAGCUUCUUAAUCUGACACCACAGACGGAAUAUCUGGUUUCGGUCUUCCCUGUUUAUGAGAAUGCUGUAGGUGACGGUCUCAGGGGCAUCAGUUCAACACUACCAUUGUCUGCGCCUCGAUCUCUCAGAACAUCUGAGAUCAGCCACAACAGUAUCAAGCUCAUGUGGGAACCAGUUGAAGGGGCCACGCAAUAUCUUAUCCUGUCUUCCUCAACACCCAACGGUGCCGAAGAUGAUACAAAAGAGCUGAAAGUUGAACACCCAGAAGUUUGGAUCAGGGGAUUGACUCCUAGCACCGAAUACUCCCUAGCAGUUUAUGCGAUGUAUGGAGAAGAUGCCAGCAACCCUGCAAGUAUUCAAGAAACUACUUUGGCCCUGAGCCCUCCAAGCUAUUUGCAUUUCUCCAACAUCAGCCAUAUGUCGGUCCAUGUCAACUGGGAGGCAGUUUCCCAAGCCGUGAAAAGUCACCGAGUUAUGUAUUCCUCCAGCAGAGGAAGCAACGUAGGUGAGGUGGAGGUCCCUGGAAACGCCUCAUUUGCUGUGCUGAAGCCCCUCUCCUCACUGACACAAUAUUUUGUCCGUGUGGUCUCCGUUUAUGACGAAGGGAACUCGUUUCCAAUAAUGGGCAAUUUUACGACAUUAAAGGUGCCCCCACCGAGCCAGCUGAAGGUCACCGAGCUCUCCAGAAGUGAGGUCCAACUGGAAUGGGAAGCAUCCGCAGCUUCUGACGUGGUUCUUUACCAGAUCAAAUGGAACGUGCUUGGAGAAGACGCAGAACGGGAGAUAUCUGUUCCUGGAAACUUGGCAUCUUCCGUUUUGCCUGGUUUGAAAGAAAAUACCGAAUAUAAAAUAUCCAUCCGGGCAUACUACAAGGACGGAGCCCAGAGUGAUACCAUUUCCAUUUGGCACAGAAUCUCUGCCAAGAACCCACCCACCAAUCUCUAUGUGGAUUCGGAGACCCCCAGCAGCCUUCGGGUUCACUGGACUCCUCCGGAUGCUGCAGUUCAGCACUACAGAAUCAGCUACAGUUCAGAACGGAGUCACAGCAAGCAGCAGGAAAUGAUGACAGUCUCUGGCAGGAUUCAGUCCAUUGUUCUUCAUUCUCUCUUGCCUGCUAGAGUUUAUACGGUGACCGUAAUUGCAGUCUACGCUGCAGGAGAGAGUGACCCUGUAUCUGUCAUUGGCCGGACAGCUACAGUCUUGGCUCGAUUGCCCACCAUGAAAGAAUCCCAAUUUUUCAAAACAGAAGGCUGCCCUUCACUUCGCUCUACGGAUGGCCCCAUACAAGGUUUUGACAUGAUGGAGGCUUUUGGAUUGAUGGGCAAGGAUUAUGCCUCCAUCAAGGGGGUUGCUAUGGAACCUUACAUCUUCUUAGGAACUCACACCUACACUCUCUACAGAGAUAUCCAACUAACCCGGAAAACAAGUGAGGUGUUACCUUUUGGACUUCCAACUGAAUACACCCUUACUUUUCUACUCCGCCUUCUACCAGAAAGUCCCCGAGAGGCCUUUUCUAUCUGGCAGAUAACAGAUGAGGACUUCCAGCCGCUUCUCAGCAUCAUUCUUGAUCCUCUUAAGAAAUCCUUGGUGUAUUUCCGUCGUGACCAUGAAGCUGAUAUAGAAGAAGUCACCUUUGAUCAACAGGAAGUGAAGAAGAUAUUCUAUGGAAGCUUUCAUAAGGUCCAUGUAUUGGUGAGCCAUGGCUGGGUCAGGCUCUAUGUUGACUGCAAGAAACUAGGAGAAAAGACCCUUGGGAAAUCGGAGAUCCUUUCAACGGCAGGCUUUAUCACGCUUGGGAAGCUGACAAGAACACGAGGACCACGGAGUGGAUCAGCCAUGCUUCAGUUGCAGUCACUGCAAAUUGUGUGCAGCACUUCUUGGCCGGAGGAGGACCGAUGUUGUGAGAUACCAGCUUCGAGGGAUGAAGAAACUUGUCCCAGUUUGCUUCCUUCCUGCAGCUGCACAUCUGAUAUCCCAGGACUUCCUGGGCCUCCAGGCCCUCCGGGCAAUCCUGGGCGAAGGGGUAUCCAGGGAGAACAGGGGGAGCCUGGCCCCAAGGGGGAACCAGGUCCUCCAGGCCAAGCUGGACCAAAAGGGCUAGGAGGACAACAAGGGACCACUGGUUCACAAGGAUUAACCGUGCAAGGUCCCAUUGGACCGCCGGGUCUUAAGGGCGAUAAAGGGGACAGCGGAAGUCCAGGAAUACAGGGUGUGAUGGGUCUCCAGGGAGCAGCAGGUAAAGAUGGCCCUCAAGGAUCAAAGGGUGUUCGAGGACUUGAAGGAGCAGCUGGACCACCAGGGCCUCCAGGACCACGGGGAUUCCAAGGCUUAGCAGGGGCCCGGGGUAACCCUGGAGACAAAGGCCCCCCAGGAGAAGUCGGACCCACGGGGCUGCCUGGUCCAAAAGGAGAAAGGGGGGAGAAAGGUGAAGCACAGUCCCUGUCUACCAUCUACCAUCUAGUAAACCAAGCUUGUGAGCGUCUGAUCCAGUCUCAUGUGUUAAAGUUCGACACUUUCGUUCACGAGCAAUCGCGGAAACCUGUCCCCAUCCGGGAGGAGGAGGAACCGAAGGCUGGAGAGCCUGGUCCAAUGGGUCAGAUUGGUUUCCCUGGAAUUAAAGGUGAAAGAGGAGAAAUUGGGAUGCCUGGACUUCCAGGAAGAAACGGAUACCCGGGAGAAAGAGGUGUCCCUGGGCCCAAGGGAGAAAAAGGCUCUUUUGGACAAAGGGUGGAAGGUUCUGAAGGACCAAGAGGUCAAGCAGGCCCUCCAGGAGAAAUGAUGGUUGGCCAACAAGGCUCCAAAGGACCUCCAGGUAGCAUUGGUCCCUCUGGAUUUCCCGGGGCUCGUGGUCAGCCUGGGGAUUCUGGUCCUGCAGGUAGAUGUCUUCCUACAGGAUGCCACAGAGAUAGUAGAAGAGGGCUGAUCCCAUGA